Messenger RNA from Phlebotomus papatasi, 306 nucleotides. It is a transcript of the gene RpL39, whose product is annotated as 60S ribosomal protein L39. The transcript has 3 exons. The coding region runs from base 64 to 219 and encodes 51 amino acids. Gene Ontology annotation, molecular function: structural constituent of ribosome. The record is from RefSeq and is a predicted model, not a curated record. Gene Ontology annotation, biological process: translation. Gene Ontology annotation, cellular component: cytosolic large ribosomal subunit; ribosome. NCBI's taxonomy places the organism in Eukaryota, Metazoa, Arthropoda, Insecta, Diptera, Psychodidae.
UUUCGUUAAGUUCUCGCGUGUUGACGUCUAGUCUUUCUUUCCGUCAAAAAUUUCCUGAGGAAAAUGGCGGCCCAUAAAACCUUCAGGGUUAAGCAGAAAUUGGCUAAGAAGCUCAAGCAAAACAGACCCAUCCCACAUUGGAUUAGGAUGAGGACUGGAAAUACAAUCCGGUACAAUGCCAAGAGGCGUCACUGGAGGCGUACCAAGCUAAAGCUGUAAGCGGAAGCCUCAGAGGGAUUCUCGCAGAGGCCGACGAAUACUUGUAAUAAGGUAUAUUACAGUCAAUAAACUCCAGAAAAUAAUAAA